CGCCGCACGAGAGCGCUGCACCAGCAGAUGAAGAAACGGUUCUUACAAAGCAAGCGUUACUCCACCCUCGAACCUUAACCGGCGGCACAUCCUCCAGUGGAAAACGAAGUCGGGACUCUACCCCCGGGAGGAUUAAAGUGAGCACGGAUUUUAUCCAGGAAAAAAAGUGUGUAAGUGCAACUUUCUUGGAGGAACAGCAACACAAGUUUGCUCUGGCUCUGGCUCUGGCUCUGCAUGAAAGAGAAAACCUCUCAUGCGUGGCUUGUAAGGGAAAACGCAAUUGAAAAGAGGACUUCAUGGUUGUCUGGCAUGACAGGCGUAACUCUUUUGCAUGUUCUGCAUGACAGAGUUUACACUAUACGCACUUUUUGUCUUGCAUAGAUUUGAGAAAGGUCGCUCCGGAGAAUUUUAUGUCCGUGAAAUCCGAGGGCGCGGAUCUGGUAUCCUGUGCAAAAGUAUCGUAUUCGUAUAAAUGCAAGUCUUGCAUUACAAAUUUCUUUCUGAAGUUAAAUCCGCAUUACAAAUUUCAUUUCUCAUGCGGAGGCAAUUUGUCAUGCGAUUUAUACUAGUACGAUGCUUUUGCAUUUCAUAUCUGGACGACAAUGAUAAAAAGACGUCCCCAGACAAGUACAGCAGCGCCGGGUCUGACUGGAGUAAAAGCGCGGACGAAAUUUUUCAACAGCAACAAAGAGCCGCGGCAAGUGCUGCGAAGAUGGUGGAACAACAGGAGAUGGUGAUGAAGAAACAACAACAAGAGCAGCAUGUUGAACAAGAAGCAACUACAGGCCAAAUUGUUCCUACUGCCGCCAGAAGUGCAGCUGACAAUAAACAACAGGAUUCAUCAUCGCAGGAGAGCCAGAUAAUCCCGAAAGCGAACGUGAAUGGCUUCAUGGAAGUGGAUGGGUUAGGACCGCCGGACAAUGGCGAUGGGUCCGGAGCGAAUGACGUACUGGGACCGAAUUCAUCUUCUUCGUCUUCCUCUUCUGGCAGCGAGGACAACGAGAGCGAUAACGAGAGCGACAUGUCCUCUGAAAUAAGUGGAACUUCUGGCGCGAGUUCUUCGCAGCGUGGGUCCUACCAGGGCUCUGUUCGCGGACUGGGGGAUGACGCGCCGCGCUACUACAAGGGGUCGGAUGCGCGCUCGGUUGCGGCGUCGGUCAGUGACGAUGGAGACAACGGUUGUGAAGUUGACGACGACGCUAUGAACUACAUGUUGACCACGACCGGGUCCUCCCCAUCAUCUGCAGCAGGCUCCUCGAGUAGACCCCAUUCUUACGGUGCUAGAAGCUGCUCUAAUGCCUCGAACUCUACCGCCGCAUCUUCAGCCGCGCAGCGACGGGCGGCCCAAGCGACGUCGGGGACUUUUUCAGCUCUGUACAAGCGGCACGGAAGUAUUUCCGCGGAAAAUAAAGCCGCCGUGUCAUCGUUGCAGGAACAAAAGGAAAAGAAACUAGUUUUGGAGGAAAAGAAGCCAGCUCAUCAUGCUGGUGGUGGACAUCAUCACAAAAAACCAGCCGAUGGCACAACUAGCAAAAAUAAGCAGGCUGGUGCGCAUCACACCAAGACAUCCGGUUCUAGUUCUUCUAGAAGGCACAAAUGGGAAGACGAUCGGCAGUCGUUUUGCGCGAGUAGUUGUAAUAACAGCAUCGUGGACUCGGAUACUUCCUCCGAGGCUGAGGGAUUUGACUUGCAAAGGCUGCUUCGCGGCGGAAGUACUUCUGGCACUGGAAUGUCGGUGAUGGACAUGAGCAGUAUGAUUCAGGGCAUGACGAGCAACUACAACUCUGAUACAGCGGCCGGUCGUGCUGGUGGAGGUGCCAACGACGACGACAAUAGUAGCUGCGCGUCGGGUUGCAGCAGUGAUUCAUCUGGGGGGGAAGAGGAGAUUAAGAAAAACAAAAUUAACAAAGAACGCAAAAAACCUACGGAAGAAGUGAAGCAUGUGCAUGCCAAGCAUAAGCAAAAACCUGAUGCUCAACGUCAACGGUCUCAAGACGACACCAGCGACCGGGGACGCACCAGCAGUCGAAGUGGCAGCAAGAAAACCAGCCGGCGGGAACAAACUCGAACAGAAAACUCUUCGGAAGAUGACGCUGACAGCGACACGGAGAGCGUAAGAACGGACAAUCUCCGCCAAUUCGUGAAUGCUCUGCGUCUUAAGAAGAAAGAAGGAGAAGAUGCAGGUGCCGACGCGAGAACUUCUGCUCAUACUCCUAAAGAUAUUUCCAGACCCGUAACUGCCGAGGUCACGGAGGUGCAUCAAAGUUUUGCUUCCUUCCUUACAGAAGGAGCUGCGGGAGGUGGAGCUCCUCAAGUUGCAGGAGGCUCUUCUUCUUUUACUCAUUCGGAAAGAUCUUCUUCCUCUACCUUCCCUCGGCCGACUGGUGUAACAACUGCAGCCACCUCUACUAGUAAUCUCAGCGGGUCCACCUCGAGAUCCUCUACGAAAUCGUCCGAGCUUUUGUCAUCUAGUAAAGCCGGUACUUCCACGACCAGUGAUGGGAAUAAAACUUCUGCCCAGAAAAGUGAAAAAAACCGACCCCGGACAAAGCCGACCGGAAGCAGCGGGUCUUCCACGCGUGGGGCAAGAGGAG
Amoebophrya sp. A120 is the source of this 2594-nucleotide messenger RNA. Lineage: Eukaryota; Dinophyceae; Syndiniales; Amoebophryaceae. The record is from the annotation of a GenBank genome assembly.